Molecule: messenger RNA, 2622 nt
Organism: Funneliformis caledonium
Lineage: Eukaryota; Fungi; Glomeromycota; Glomeromycetes; Glomerales; Glomeraceae
Source: the annotation of a GenBank genome assembly
AUGAAUAAGCCAAGACCUAGAUCAUUUUCUGCAACCCCUUCAGCUGAACAGACAAGUAAAAAUGUUAUUACGGCAUCCGCUAAAGGGUUACUCACCGAACAACAAGUUAACAAGCUUACUGCUCAACUAGCGAAUAUUCGACAAAGUACAAAUGGGAAAAGUUUCGAAACAAUUAAUAAAUCACGCGUUUCUCAAUAUAAAUCUACAAUCGAAGAAUCAUUUUAUGAUGAACAAGAAUUCAUUAGCGCACCGCUGAAUUCCAGAGUCCUUCAUUUGUCAUCAAAGCGGGAUAUCAAUGACAAGGACUUGACAAUAGGCUUAUUGCCACUGCAAUUACAAGAAUAUGCAAUUAUCGAAGACUUAUUAUUCGUGAUGAUGGGGAUUGAAGGCAAAUAUAUAUUAAUGGAUUUUUCCGAAGAUCUUACGGAAGAACAACCAUUGAGUGGGUUUAAUUAUUACGUGGACGAAUCAUUAGAUCCCUCUUUAAAGGACUUGACCGAACGUAUUUUACCUCUUGCUACUUACUAUUCUUCAAUUGAUGCUUUUAUUGAAAAACAUUCCAAGUUUGAGUAUGGAUUUGUGAGUCAUGCUUUAUGUGCGGCAAUGCGUGGAUUAUUAAAGGAAUAUCUUAUUCUAAUCACGCAAUUAGAACACCAAUUUAGAACUUCGCCUUCUUUUACUCUCCAAAAAGUUUGGUUCUAUGUGCACCCAACUUUACAUACAAUGUCAAAUAUUCAUUCACUGAUAAUGGACAUUCAAGACGCAGCACAAUAUGCAAGUGAAGAAGAUGAUGAUAUUUUGAUAGUUGAAGGUUUCAAUAACAAAAAAGAUGAGAUACCACAACAGAUCAAAGGUGGUUGUAUUUUAACUAUAUUGGUUGACAGAAUGACUACAAUGAGCGGUGAUCCGGCAACAAAAAAACUUUACAUGUACUUACUUUCAAAAACCUCACAGCCUUAUGUAUCAAUGCUGCAUUCUUGGAUACAUCACGGUGAAAUUCGAGAUCCAUACGAAGAGUUUAUGAUACAGGAGCGUAAGAAUGUUAAAAAAGAAAACUUGAAAGAAGACUUUAACGAUGCAUACUGGGAAGCCCGUUAUACAAUUCGGGAUAAGACUAUGCCCCCAUUUUUGAUCCCAUUUAAAAAGAAAAUAUUAUUAGCCGGUAAAUAUCUUAAUGUGAUUCGUGAAUGCGGUAUCGCAAUCAAAGAACCACAACAGCAGUCGAUAGAAGAUGUUGUUGGAAAAGAUGGAGUUGAUAGAACCGACGUAAACGUGAAUAGUGACAUUCUGGUGGCCAUGGAUGGUGGGAGGUUCGUGGAUAAUAUUGAGAUUGCUUAUAAAUGCGCCAACGGAACCUUAUUAGAUCUAUUGCUGAAGGAUCAACAGUUAAUCGCUCGUUUACGAUCGAUCAAGCGAUAUUUCUUCCUUGACCAAUCUGACUUCUUUACGCACUUUCUUGAUCUUGCUUCAACUGAACUGAAAAAGCCCUCCAAAGAUGUUUCUCUCACAAAACUUCAGUCUCUUCUUGAUUUAGUCCUUCGCAAUCCUUCUUCAGUUGCAUACACUGAUCCAUUUAAGGAAGAUGUAAAAGUCGAAAUGAGCACUGUUGGUCUUGUAGAUCAAUUGUUGCGUAUUAUAAAUGUUGCUGGAAUGAUGGAACCAACUCCCACAUUUAGUAGGACAAAUCGUUUAGUCGAAAGUUUCGCUUUCAGAAAAGAGAAUGGUAAAAUGGGAGAUGAAAGCGAAAAUGAGGGUUCAGAGGAUGGUGUGGGAAGUGGUACUGAAAAACCAGGAUAUGCUUCUAGUGUGGCAGGUAGCAUUGCUGGAAGUAUUGUUAGCAGUUUGUCUGGAAGUAUAUCCGGAAGUAUCAUGGGUGGGAGUAACAAACAACCAUUAACAGGAAUCGAAGCGCUCACUUUGGACUAUAUUGUUACUUUUCCAUUAUCUUUAGUUAUUUCUCGUAAAGCACUUACUAAAUAUCAACUAUUAUUUAGACAUUUACUCUACUUGAAAUAUAUUGAACAAUUAUUAUGUAAUACGUGGACUGAACACGCAAAAUCAUUUCAUUGGCGACGUGGCUCAGGUCAUCCAGCUUUAGAAGCGUGGAAAAGUCGUGCUUUUGCUCUCAGGCAAAGGAUGUUGGUUUUCGUACAGCAGUUUGCUUACUAUGUAACGAGUGAAGUUUUAGAACCGCAAUGGAGAAAUUUAGAGGCUAAUCUAGCUAAGGUUUCUACGAUUGAUCAAGUACUGCAAUAUCAUUCUGAUUUCUUGGACACUUGUCUUAAAGAAUGCAUGUUAACUAAUGCUAAGUUAUUGAGAAUUUAUGCGAAAAUGAUACAUACAAUAGUAUUAUUUUGUCUUUAUCAUGAGAAAUUCAUAAAAUCACUUAUUUCACUUGAGUCACAAGUGGAAUCAUCCAUUCCAUUACAAAUGGAUUCAACAGAUCGUACAUUACAUAAAUUUGAAGAUAAUUUCUUUUAUCAUAUCAAAUUAUUAAUUGAAGCUUUAAAUUUCUAUUCAGCUACGGAAACGGUUCAAUUUUUAUGUUUGGUAGUUAGAUUGGAUUAUAACUUGUUUUAUGCCAAUCAAGAGGGAACGAGUAAUAUAUCCGCAGUAAGAUGA